This is a messenger RNA of Pelagomonas calceolata, 617 nucleotides long. The record is from the annotation of a GenBank genome assembly. NCBI's taxonomy places the organism in Eukaryota, Pelagophyceae, Pelagomonadales, Pelagomonadaceae.
AUGUGGCGCCUAGGAGGGCUCCUGGCCCUCCUCGCAGCGACCACAAACGCGCAGGAGGGCGUCCCGCGCCCGACGCGCCUCCGCAUCUACGAGGUGCGGACGGCUUUGCGCUUCGACGAGGGCGAACUCCAAAGGGUGAACUUCCGCUACGACCGUAGUUCAGGAAUCAAGUCGGACAUCGCGCGGAGUUUAGUUGAUGUAGGACUCACGACGGACCGCGGGUUUGUUUUCGAUUGGGGGCGGCGAACUGACGCCAACAUCGCCGCGCCGUCGGCGCCCGAGUCCCGAGAUUCGAGCCCGACUCACCUUUGUCUGUGUACCGCGAUGGCUUGCCGGGGUUCGAGCCGCAAGCCAGUCUUCAUUAUGUGCGCCAAAGGUCUCGCACAUAAUGACUGACUGGCCCGAGGAUCGAGGUCCGGAAGGUGACAAAAACACACACAGGUCAAAGCUUCGGCGGCGGGACGCUGCCGAACCUCUCCGCGGCGUCGCGGCGGCAGGCGUCCGGUCUCGACGCGGGCGACGUCUCCUCGCUCACCGACGACGGGACUUCCUCGCCGACGAUCCUAAACCAUGCGGACGCGAUACGGUUCCUCGAGCGGGCGCGGGCGCGGCGAUAG